GAGGAGAGUCUAGGCGACGGGACGGGAGGCUUCCUCCUCCUCCUCCUACUCGAGACUCGACGCCGCCACCUCCACCUCCCGUCUCGUCUCCAGAAGCUUCUGGAACACCCUUCCGGCUUCAAUUCCCCCCUGCUCGGGUCGGGUAGCUCCCUUCCAUCAUCCAUGGCCGACGCCACCGCCGCCCUCUCAGCUCGGAGCAAGGUGCAAGCUUUCCUCGAAGCGGCUCGUGCCGGUGAUCUCGACUCCCUCAAGAAGCUCGCUGCGGCGCUCGACGAGGAGGGCAAGGGCGUCGCCGCCGUCGCUGCUGCCGUCAAGGACGCCAACAAGCGCACCGCCCUGCACUUCGCCGCCCGCGAGGGCCGCACCCACGUCUGUCACUUCCUCAUCUCCGACCUCGCCCUCCCCGUCGACCCCAAGGACGACGAUGGUGAAACUCCACUCAUCCAUGCUACGCGCCAAGCCCAUCUCCAAACUGUAACCUAUCUGCUUCACCAUGGAGCAGAUCCUUCCGUUGCUUCUUCCCUCGGAGCCACGCCAUUGCACCAUGCUGCCGGCAUAGGGAACCUGGACCUUAUGAAACUAUUUCUCUCCAAGGGGGUUGAUGUUGAAUCAGAAAGCGAUGCCGGCACACCCCUCAUAUGGGCUGCUGGUCAUGGACAGCAAGAGGCAGUCAAACUUUUGCUUCAACACGAUGCUAAGCCAAAUACUGAAAACGAUGAUGGUAUUACGCCUUUGUUGUCUGCUGUUGCAGCGGGUUCCCUCCCAUGCUUGGAUAUUCUAAUUCAGGCAGGUGCACAUCCGAAUAUCAGAGCUGGUGGAGCAACCCCAUUACAUAUUGCUGCAGAUGGUGGAAACAUGGAAAUAAUAAAUUGUUUACUUAAAGCUGGAAGUGACCCCAAUGCAUGUGAUGAUGAUGGACUAAAGCCAAUACAGGUUGCUGCUUUGAGGAAUAACCGUGAAGUUGUGGAACUUCUUUUACCUUUGACAUCACCAAUUCCAGGUGUUUCGAGUUGGAGUAUUGAUGGAAUUAUAGAAUACACUAAAUCAGUCGAGGAAAAGGCACAGGUAAAGGAAGCUACAACUCAGAAAGCAGACAGAUUACAAGUACCACAACUUGUUGAGGUGUCAUCUGAGGCAAAAGAGAGAUCAUUGGAGGCAAAAUCGAGAGGUGAUGAUGCCUUCAGAAAUAAAGACUACCUAGUAGCAGUAGAUGCCUACACACAGGCUAUUGAGUUAAAUCCAAACGACGCCACGUUGCAUUCAAACAGAAGCCUUUGCUGGCUACGGGCAGGGCAAGCUGAACGUGCUCUGGAGGAUGCAAGAGCAUGUCGAGCGCUGAGGCCAGACUGGGCGAAAGCUUGCUACAGGGAAGGCGCGGCACUGCGCCUGCUGCAGAGGUUCGAAGAAGCCGCGAAUGCCUUCUAUGAGGGGGUGCAGCUUGAGCCAGAGAACGGCGAGCUUGUGAGCGCGUUCAGGGAGGCGGUUGAAGCCGGGAGGAAAUUCCAUGGGACGGACAAGAAGCAAAAGGCAGAUGCAUCAACGUGAUGUGUUUUUGGAAUGGCUUAGACCUAUACAAGGAGGAAUCACUGAAUCUGUACCACUAGAUUAGUAUUAGUUUGGCUUGGCCAAGAAACGGAGCAGCUGAAAUCUGAACACCUCUUUUGAUGUUGCUACAAAUUUAUUAUAUUAGUAUCAAUUACUAUCAGAUUGAAUUCUGUUUGUGUCGUGGCUGGUUCUAGAUUCGAGUGGCUAAACUGUACCCAUGUUCUUCAGCAUUUCUUUAAUCUACGGUAUUGAGAAA
Molecule: messenger RNA, 1801 nt
Organism: Oryza sativa Japonica Group (Japanese rice)
Lineage: Eukaryota; Viridiplantae; Streptophyta; Magnoliopsida; Poales; Poaceae
Molecular function (GO): protein binding
Source: RefSeq, a predicted model, not a curated record